AUGCCCGGCCUUCCCACUAGUAUCGAUCUUGAUGAGUGUAUCGAACGCCUCUAUCGGAAAGAACUCCUUGCGGAACCUGUGAUUGAGGCAGUAUGUGCCAAGGCAAAAGAGCUGCUUAUGAAGGAGAGCAAUGUCGUUCAUAUUAAGGCGCCAGUAACUGUCGUAGGAGACAUUCAUGGCCAAUUCUUCGAUUUAUUAGAAAUCUUUCGCAUCGGCGGGUUCUGUCCCGAUACAAAUUAUCUAUUCCUUGGCGACUAUGUUGAUCGCGGUCUUUUCAGCGUCGAGACCAUUUCCCUGCUCGUCUGCCUCAAAUUACGAUACCCCCACCGAGUCCAUCUUAUUCGCGGCAAUCACGAGUCCCGCGGUGUUACUCAAUCCUACGGCUUUUAUACAGAGUGUGCCCGCAAAUAUGGCAACGCAAACGUAUGGCACUACUUCACCGAUAUGUUCGACUACCUCACAUUAAGCGUCGUAAUCAACGAUGAGAUUUUCUGCGUACACGGCGGUCUCUCCCCUUCAAUUCACUCUCUAGACCAAAUCAAGAUUAUCGAUCGGUUUCGUGAGAUUCCUCAUGAGGGUCCGAUGGCUGAUUUGGUUUGGUCUGACCCUGAUGCAGAACGGGAUGAGUUCUCCCUUUCUCCCCGUGGAGCAGGAUAUACAUUUGGAGCACAAGUCGUCCGAAAGUUCCUGGAGGUAAAUAGCAUGUCCCAUAUCUUACGUGCGCAUCAAUUAUGCAACGAGGGCUAUCAGAUUCUUUUCGAUGAUCGCCUGAGUACGGUCUGGAGUGCGCCGAACUACUGCUACCGCUGUGGAAACUUGGCCAGUGUGUUGGAAGUCAGUGAUAAUAUGGAACGGUUCUUUAAUAUCUUUGAUGCGGCACCUGAGAACGACGUCCACAGAAAUGAGCAACAGGCACAACAAAACAGGGACUCUCAGCCAGUGAUUGACUAUUUUUUGUGA
This is a messenger RNA of Penicillium angulare, 960 nucleotides long. RefSeq names its product serine/threonine-protein phosphatase. NCBI's taxonomy places the organism in Eukaryota, Fungi, Ascomycota, Eurotiomycetes, Eurotiales, Aspergillaceae. Gene Ontology annotation, molecular function: protein serine/threonine phosphatase activity. The coding region runs from base 1 to 960 and encodes 319 amino acids. The record is from RefSeq and is a predicted model, not a curated record. The transcript has 3 exons. Gene Ontology annotation, cellular component: FAR/SIP/STRIPAK complex. Gene Ontology annotation, biological process: peptidyl-serine dephosphorylation.